CUUUACGUUGUAGUAUCUGUUCUGUUUUUACCUAUUUCUUUAAUUAUUUCUAUAGCCUGGUUGCUUUUGAAAUGAUCUGAAAGUUGGUUUGAGAGUGAAAAAGGCACUUGGUUUAUUUACAAGGUAAUUGUUAACAAACGUUGUAAACCAGGGCUUUACAUUAAUGUAUUUUGUUUGCCCAGAUUGCUUAACUUCCAGUCAAACAGCUAUCAUCUACUGGGUAUCUUAUUUGUAUUUUACAUCUACAUGUUCUCUUAACCACAAACAUCUGGCAUUUAAGCAGUUUUUUGGUGGGUUUUUUAUUUUUUGUUGGUUUGGGGUUUUUUGCAGUGUAUCUACUGUGCCAUUCGGGAAGCUAGUUUCAGCUCUCCUCCACAUCUGUCUUGAUUGCUGGUUUAUACGUAGUUAAGAUGCAUUCUUGCACAGUUCUGCUUUUUCCCUGUCCAAAGGGAAAGAGUUAAUGUAGAGCCCUGGAACUUAUUUGCAAAAGUAAAAAUCACGUUUUAGAUUAGCUCAUUCUUGCCUUUUUAAUUUCACUUUAACACUCUAUCUCAUACUAUGGCUGAAAUUUGUCGUCAUUUUUCUCCUUUUUCACAACUCUCUUAGACACUUCAAACUCACUUUUUAUUGUCACAUGUUGCAUCUAUCCCUGUAGACUCUCCGAGCAAUCAGUCUGCCGCUGCAGUAUCCUGCUCUGUGUUCCUAGUAGUGUUCUUUACUUGGCUCGCAAGUAGAGUGGAUCUUCGAGUGUGUUCAGUUAUGCUGAGACCUCCCUCUUAGUUUAUUCAUGAAAUAGUUCAGCUCUCUGCAAAGGUGGCAGCGUACUCAAAAUGGCCUGUUUAUUCAGACGGUAUUUUCAGAGCCUUCUCCCUUUCAGCUUUUCCAAUUUUACUCAUCUUGCUGAUUUUCAGUGUACUUGGCAAUUUAAUUGGCUAAUUGGCUAAUACAGUGCCCCUCUUGUCACAAUUGGUGACUAAUUAGCUUGAAGGCCUUCAAUUGAAAAUGUAAUACAUGCGAUUACUGUAAAAUUGGUACAAUGUGGAAUUGCUGUUACUAACCAUUUCUUUACAGUUACCUUUCAAAAAGUGCUGCUUCUAUACAUCUAAUCUUUUGAAACAUGAGAAUUGUUCUGUCCCUCCAAAGAGACGAUCAAGACAUUUUAGAGCACAUGCUGUACUAGUCCAACUGAUCUGACGCUUUAUUGUAAACUCGUGUUGUUUUAAUUAUUUUAUGAAAAACAGUCACAGUAAUCCAGGUUUCUUGCCCUGUAUUUGAAAUUCAUUUUUGAAAAAGGUUUAAGUAUUAACAAUUGAGAUGCCAUGCACAGUUUUGUAAAAAAAAGAAGUUCACUUGGUUAGAUUGAAAACAAACUUCUGAGGCCCUUGAAGAUGGCAACCAGUACUCCUGUAAGUAGGGUUCUUUUUAGCACUUUGUUUUAAAGCCUCACUGUUCUUCGUGUGCUUUGGUAUAAAGAUCUGUUUAAAGAAUAUCCAACCUGAAAUAUCUUUCCAAGUACGAGAAAUACCAAAUUCUUUCCACAGUGUACCUUAAGUGACUGACUCCUUCUGUAACACACGAACCCAUCUUUUUUAGCGACAUGCUUUGACUUAAACUGCUGAGAACACCAUAAAAUAUUUGAGAUUGGAUCUUCUGUGUCUUAUGACCCAAGUUUGGGUUUUGUUUCUAUUUCAGAAAUCAUGUCACGGCAAGCGUUGUUCUUUCUCUCCUUUUUUCCUCCGCUUUGCAUACCGAACAGUUACAGAAUUUGCUGUUCUGUAUCUCUCACAAAAUUCAAUUAAGUAGAACUGAACUUGUGAAGUAAUCGGAUUUGAACCAAAAUGUAUGGAAAGCAGAAAGGGAAUGCUAUUCUUAGCUGGGACAAUGUAAACUUAUUUCUACGGUAUCAAAAUCUCAUUUUCCCCAUCCCCUAAUAAAUACUAUAUAACAUUUAAAAAAAAAAAAAAAAAGCAUGCUAAAGCAGUAUAUCUUUUAAGCCCAAGGAGGGAGGUAAACACCCUAAAUGUAGCUUAGCCUGGCAGGCUAGUCCUGUUUUUUCUUUUUUUUUUUUUGUGAUGUUCUUAAUUGCUUUGAUUUGAAGUGUAUGUAUUUGUGAUCCAGUUUGUUUUGUGUCUAAUUAUGAAGGAAAUUUUGCCCCAUUUUUUUCAGGCAUUUUGUCAAUCUUGACAGCUUGGUCAAGGAACGAGGUGUUAAAUGUGUAGGGAUUGUUUUCCCUGACAAAGACAAAGGCUGAUGCAACACGAGCAGAUGAAUUUAGAGGUUAAAUGCUUGAAACUGUGAUAUACUCAAAGGGAAAACAUGGCCGUGUCCCUAAUAAUGGAAUAUCUAAAAUUAGGUCCUUAAGUUUGGCCUAAUUUUCUAAAGAACACCAUGUCCUCAUGCUUGCAUCAGUUGAAGCAGAAGUAAUCUGUGUUUUAAUAAACUCGAUUCAGAAUUUCUUUAGUUUAACUUUGGGCAUUCAUGUUAAUUAGUGUCUAAAUAUGUGGGGCCCUGCAAUGAGUGGCACUUCAGACUGGGUGUAGGAAGGGAGUGGAGGGAUGUUGAGAUUAAGAACUGUAUUAAUAAAGGGGUAAUAAUGUAGAUGAGCUACUGUUGUUCUGAAAACUUUCCCUGGGGGAAAAAAAAAUCCUGUUUUAUACAUUAAAUCUCCCUUUUUUGCCAAUUUUUUUAAAAGCUUUUGAAGUAUAAGAAUUAGAUCCCCCAAACUUUGGCUCUAGCUUGCAGAUAAUUUCAGUUUAUAAUAAUUUGAAAGUACGUGUUAAAACAGCUUCAAAGGCACGGUAUGUCGAGCAGAAUCAGCUGCUGAGGCUUUACAGAUUGGGCAUCCGAAUUUAGAGGGUUUUUCAAUAUUUAAAUGUUUUGUGUUCCAUAGCACUAAAACUUGUUGCUGAGUUUUAAACUGAAGAACCUUUGGUUUUAGGUAUUGCAUGUUCCAGAGAUAGCGGGGCUUGCUUGUGGGUUUGGGGGGCCUUUUUUUUCUUUUUUUUGAAUUCUAAUGGCAAGUGUAUUUGUUAAUUUAUAGUUGCAGAGCCUACAUUUUACUGGCUUACAAGAAAAAGUAGUGCUCUCAUUUUACAUCUUGAUUUAAAAAAAGAAAGUUUCAUCCUGUUCCAUGUUAUAAUUUGUAGCAUGGAGUAAUAAUCCAGUGCAGUUUAAUGACAGUACUUCGUGGGAGACUUGAAAUCCCUUUUUUUUUUCUCCCUUGUGGAAAGUGCUAGAUAGGCUUUUAGCGUAUGGAAACAGUGCAGUGAGCGUCAGGGUGUCUCAUUGUAACCAGAGGGAUGGCUGCAGUGUGGUGGAAACUAAAAAAUCAGGAAAAAUCAUUUAGGAAAAAUAAUUUGCCAGUGCUGAGUAGAACAUGAAAAGACAAGACAUCUGAAACAGUUGGCCAACGCAGUGUGUGUGUUCACUUCUGAAAAUGCAGCUGACAAGAAGAAACCUCCAGUUGUUAAACUGCCCCCAGAAGAGCUGUAACUAGUCUCCCCCUCAUUGCUCUCCAUGGACCCAAAGCCAGCUUGCCCCAUACAUCUGCUGCUGAUCCCUUGCUUACAGACCAGCAGAGUGGAAAUAACACCAGGGGCUUACCCUUGGGUAGCCAUGGGACUGAGGAAGUCCUGUCACUUUGUAGGAAUAUCCCGAUGUGGUCAGGCACCCCGCACUUAAAUAAAGGAAGAGUCCCCAUGCCUUCUCUCAUCUUGAAAUAAACAGCUGGGAGGUGAGCUCCCUUUGUAAUAAAAAAAUAAAUAAAAUAGAAAGCCUCGUUCCUUACCUCGUGCUAAGGCCAGAACCAGAGGGAAUUGUACAUUUAGCAGACACUGGUAAGCCUCUAGCUAAUGUAAAAAAUAAGAAUAAAAAAAGAGCUCAGGUAGCUUGGAAGGUGCAGUUAACGUCCUUUCUCGUUACUCAAGAUGCUGGCUCUUAUGUAGUGGCUUCUGUAAUUGCACAAUGUGUUACCCUUUGUGCUGCUCACUGCCCCUGCUCCUCCUGUAGACAUGAGGGAUUAUGAACUUCACUCUCAUACUGAGGAGUGGAACCAUCAUAUCAAUGGAGCGACUCACAGCCGACGUUGUCAGCUGCUUCUCGAAAUAUACCCAGAAUGGAAUCCUGACAGUGAUUCAGGACAUGGAAUGGGUGAUCCCUUUAUGUUGCAGCAAUCCACAAACCCUGCACCAGGAAUUCUGGGACCCCCACCACCUCCGUUUCACCUGGGAGGACCUCCUGUUGGGCCAAGAGGAGCUGGAAAUGGAAAUAUGCAAGGACCGAGACACAUGCAAAAGGGCAGAGUGGAAACGAGCAGAGUUGUUCACAUCAUGGAUUUCCAGAGAGGGAAGAACUUGAGGUAUCAGCUGCUUCAGCUCGUUGAGCCAUUUGGAAUAAUUACAAAUCACCUGAUUCUAAACAAAAUCAAUGAGGCAUUUAUCGAAAUGUCGACCACUGAAGAUGCCCAGGCAGCAGUAGAAUACUAUUCGACAACUCCAGCGCUCGUAUUUGGUAAACCAGUCAGAGUCCACUUGUCACAGAAGUACAAAAGAAUAAAGAAACCCGAGGGCAAACCUGACCAAAAAACCGAGCCGCCAAAACCAGAACUUGGUCGUGUGAUUCACCUCAGCAAUUUACCUCAUUCGGGAUACUCUGAUAACGCAGUACUCAAACUGGCUGAACCAUAUGGAAAAAUUAAGAACUACAUACUCAUGAGAAUGAAGAGUCAGGCUUUCAUUGAGAUGGAGACCAGAGAAGAUGCUUUAGCUAUGGUUGAGCAUUGUGCCAACAAAGCGCUUUGGUUCCAAGGCAGGUGUGUGAAAGUGGAUUUAUCUGAAAAAUACAAGAAAUUGGUGUUAAGGAUUCCAAACAAAGGAGUUGAACUACUGAAAAAGGAUAAAACUAGAAAGAGAACAUACUCUCCAGACAGCAAAGACUCUCCAAGCGACAAGAAGUCUAAGACUGAUGCUGCUCAGAAACCUGAAAGUGGCAACGUGGAAGAUAAAACUAAAGAAGAGAAACAAGAUGAUGCUGCUGAGCCAUCAGGCGCUAAAAGCACUGAACAAACAGACCAAGAUGAGCCUAGUUUACUCCUUGAAUCUGAAGAUGAGCUGCUAGUGGAUGAAGAGGAAGCAGCAGCACUGUUGGAAAGUGGCAGCUCAGCAGGAGAUGAUGCAGAUGUUGCCAAUUUAACUGAUGUGACUACUGAAGUAAAAAAGGAGCCAGCUGAUGAUGUGACCGUAAAAACUGAGGGAAAUGUUGUGGCCAAUCCAGCAACAAAGAAAAAACUUAAAAAGCGAUACGUGGGUGGCUUUCCACGGAGCAUGGAAGGCUUUGUCACUCUAGAUGAAGUUGGUGAUGAAGAAGACUCAGAUCAUCAGAAACUUCGCAAGUCGGGUUUGGCAAUAAAAGUUGCUGGCAAAAAUGAUGAUAGUUUGGCAGAAAUCAAGGUAGACAAGAUUGAGGAGCCAGAGCAGGAAAAUGAAACACUAGAAAAUGGUACCAAGACUGAAGAAAAUCCGAAGGCUGAAGCUGCUGAAGCUUCUGAUACCACAACAGCACAAGAUACUGAGAAAAAUGCCCAUGAAAAUACAGACACCCAGGAUGAACAGGAAACAAAGAAUGUCCAAGAGAAAGCUGCUGUUCCAGAUGAAUUUAGGAUUGGGCCAUACCAGCCAAACAUUCCUGUUGGUGUGAAUUAUGUGGUACCCAAAACAGGGUUUUAUUGCAAAUUGUGUUCCCUGUUCUACACAAAUGAAGAUGUUGCAAAAAAGACCCAUUGCAGCAGCCUUCCUCAUUAUCAAAAGUUGAAGAAAAUUCUGGAUAAAAUGGCAGAAGACCACAGGCAAAAGAAAGAAGCAUAAAAGGAAGGACGGAUGUAAGGAACAGUGGCUUUGUUUUUAAUGUUAAUCUUUUUUAAAAGCAGUACAAGUAGUAGAUGGAAAUACUGUAUUCUUUUUUGUUUUAGUGAAAUACAGUAGGCAUUAUAGGUCUAUUCAUGUGUUAAAUGUUGUAGCAAAAAGCAUAAGCAGUUAAGUUAAUGACAAAAAUUUGUUCUUAAUGUGGGAAUGGCAACAAGUUUUCGUUUUGGCACUUUGAGCUAUUAAAGACAAAAUAUUGCAUCUUUGUGGAAAGCUCAUCUAUGGCGAGAAAAUUUCCUUUAAGUGAGAUUUACUACUUUCAAGCUUCAAAAAUUUGUCUUUCCAUUCUCAAUAAAAAAUAAAAAGUAACACUGUAUUUUUUUCAUCUAGAACAUUCCAUAUUUCAGUCUGAGCCUAGCAGAUACUUAAUUUGGAGUGUAAGGCUGUCAUUGCAUUUCACUUUUGAAAAGUCUUUAAAUGUAAGUUGCAUUUUUAAAUGUUGAAUUGCAGUUUCUUUUAAUGUCAUUGCUGUUAUAUAGCAAAUAGGAAAAGUAGUGAUUAGUCAGCUUUACAACUUUGUGAUUUUUUUUUUCUAAGCUCUUGAUAGACUUUCCUAUUUGGCUAUACCUUGUAUUUUUAGUGGAAAAGUAAAUGCCCAUUCUCCUCUGACCAGUAUUAUUUCCUUGAGCUCUUCCUGCUUUUACUUGAAUCUUGUAGCUGUCGUACACUUCUGGUAUAAUCAAAAGCAGCAUUUGAGUCCUGAAAUGUAAAAAGGUAUCUUUAUAUUCUUCACAUGUAAUUUUUUCAUACCUGCAUUUUAAAACUGUUUUUGUUAACCUGGUUUCGUCAAGGAUCUUUAGAACUGUGCUCUUAAUGUACCUGCACAUGUGAUAUGUGAACAGGAAUUUGCAUGUGUAACCUGUGUUUAUCUGUAGUUUUUGUUAUUUACUGCUUAUUUGUGAAUUCAGGUUACUAAAGUGAUUUACCAAUAAACAAAGCUAGGCAAUGGUAAUUUGUUAGAGAUGUUUGGCAUGUUAACCAGUGUUUACUGAGCUCUUGACUCCCGUGUUCAUGGUACCACACUGAAACUCUAGCUCUCUUGAAAUUUGCAUGUUUUAACACCUGUGAUUUUGCAGCUUACUACAUAACUUUCCUUUCUCUUUUCUAAAACCUCUUCCAUUUCCAAACAAAUUAAACUGACUUGUUAAAACACC
Messenger RNA from Anas platyrhynchos (mallard), 7072 nucleotides. RefSeq names its product matrin 3 (gene MATR3). Gene Ontology annotation, cellular component: nucleus. Gene Ontology annotation, molecular function: RNA binding; zinc ion binding. The record is from RefSeq and is a predicted model, not a curated record. NCBI's taxonomy places the organism in Eukaryota, Metazoa, Chordata, Aves, Anseriformes, Anatidae.